Molecule: messenger RNA, 4057 nt
Organism: Tripterygium wilfordii
Lineage: Eukaryota; Viridiplantae; Streptophyta; Magnoliopsida; Celastrales; Celastraceae
Product: probable leucine-rich repeat receptor-like protein kinase At1g35710
Exons: 2
Coding region: 1-3372 (1123 amino acids)
Biological process (GO): protein phosphorylation
Molecular function (GO): protein kinase activity; ATP binding; receptor serine/threonine kinase binding
Source: RefSeq, a predicted model, not a curated record
AUGGCAAAAUCGAGCUUGGAUAAGUCACUCUCCCUUGCUCUUGUUUUCCACUUGUUUGUUUUGUUACAUCACUCUCUCUGUGUUGCUUCUUCCAAGUCUAACGAAGAAGCCGAAGCUCUUCUCAAAUGGAAAGCCAGCCUUCAAUUCAAAAACCAGUCGAGCCUAAUUUCAUGGGAUUUUCCUCCUAAUAAUGCCACUAGUUUGGAUGCAUGCACUUGGUAUGGAAUUUCUUGUGAAAAUGGAAGCGUAUUUCAAAUCUCCCUCGAAGACGCAGGUAUUGCUGGUACACUCCAUGAAUUUCCAUUCUCAUCUCUCCAUAACCUUGCAUAUCUCAAUCUUGGCUCCAAUCAACUCAAUGGUUCCAAACCACCUCAAAUUAGUCAUCUUACCGAGCUUGUUUCUCUUGACUUGUCAAGUAAUUGGUUAUCUGGAAAUAUCCCAUUUGAAAUUGGCCUAUUAACUCAUCUUGAGGUUCUGCGACUCGAAUACAAUCGGCUUAACGGCUCAAUCACUCAAGAAAUAGGCAAGUUAAAGUCUCUCAACAAGCUUUAUUUGUACGGCAACAAUCUAGUGGGACUGAUUCCAACUUCUUUGGGAAACUUGAGGAACAUCACCUAUUUGGAUCUCUAUAACAAUGUGCUAACAGGCACACUCCAUGAAUUUCCAUUCUCAUCCCUCCGUAACCUUGCAUAUCUCGAUCUUAGCUACAAUGAAUUCCAUGGUUCCGUACCACCUCAAAUUAGUCAGCUUACCAAGCUCUCUUAUCUUGACUUGUCAAAUAAUCAGUUAUCUGGAAAUAUUCCUGCUGAAAUUGGCCUAUUAACUCAUCUUGAGGUUCUGCGACUCAAACACAAUCACUUGAGCGGUCCAAUCACUCAAGAAAUAGGCAAGUUAAAGUCUCUCAACAGGCUUUCUUUGUACAAAAACAAUCUAGAGGGACCAAUUCCAACUUCUUUGGGAAACUUGAGUAACAUGACCUAUUUGUAUCUCUAUAACAAUUUCCUAACAGGCACACUCCAUGAAUUUCCAUUCUCAUCCCUUCAUAGCCUUGCAUAUCUCGAUCUUGGCUCCAACGCACUCUAUGGUUCCAUACCACCUCAAAUUAGUCAGCUUACCAAGCUCAUUUAUCUCUACUUGUCAUCUAAUCAGUUAUCUGGGAAUAUCCCACCAGAAAUUGGCCUAUUAACUCAUCUUGAGGAUCUGCAACUCGGAUACAAUCGCCUGAACGGCUCAAUCACUCAAGAAAUAGGCAAGUUAAAGUCUCUCAUCUGGCUUUCUUUGCAGAGCAACAAUCUAGUGGGACUGAUUCCAACUUCUUUGGGAAACUUGAGUAACAUGACCUAUUUGGAUCUUGGUUUCAAUUUGCUAACAAGCACGCUCCAUGAAUUUCCAUUCUCAUCUCUCCAUAACCUUGCAUAUCUCAAUCUUAGCUCCAAUCUACUCAAUGGUUCCAUACCACCUCAAAUUAGUCAUCUUACCGAGCUUAUUUCUCUUGACUUGUCAUAUAAUCAGUUAUGUGGAAAUAUCCCACCUGAAAUUGGCCUAUUAACUCAUCUUGAGGUUCUGCAACUCGGAUACAAUCUCCUGAACGGCUUAAUCACUCAAGAAAUAGGCAAGUUAAAGUCUCUCAUCUGGCUUUCUUUGCACAGCAACAAUCUAGAGGGACUGAUUCCAACUUCUUUGGGAAACUUGAGUAACAUGACCUAUUUGGAUCUCGCUAACAAUUUACUAACUGGUUCUAUCCCUUCCACUUUUGGAAAAUUGAAAGUGUUAGAGCGGAUGCUUCUGAAUGACAACAGACUUUCUGGAUUCAUACCUCCAGAAUUUGGAUCAAUCACUCACCUUGGGUAUCUCGACCUGUCCUCAAAUAAAUUUAGCCACCCAAUCCCAAAGGAGCUAGGAAACUUGAUUAAUCUCAGGUACAUGAGGUUGAAGAAUAACCAGCUCAGCCAAGAAAUUCCAGUGACACUGAUGAAGCUACAAGACCUUUCUCAGUUAGAUCUGAGUAAUAACUUGCUCAUUGGUCAUAUACCACCAAGCAUUAGUGAUUUGAAAUACUUGGAGAAUCUGAAUCUCUCUCAUAAUAGACUCUCCGGUGGCAUUCCAAGAGGCUUCAACGAUAUGCCUAGCUUGACAAAUGUUGACCUAUCUUACAACAACUUGCAGGGUCGUAUACCAUACCGCAUAGUUAAUCCAGAUGCAGGCUUUGAAGCAUUCCAGGGAAACACAAAAUUGUGUGGCGACAUUCAAGGACUGCAAUCUUGUAGUGACGUGGAACGCAGAGACAAUUUUACUUUUAACAAGCGCUCUAAAAUCCCAUUUCUAGUCAUUCUACUCCCACUUUUAGCAGCACUUUUGCUUGUAUUUGCAGUCAUUGGAAUUUUCAUCAUCAGAAGAAAGAAUAAGGAAGAUCCUCAAGAUGAAGAGAGCAAUGCAUAUGACAAAUGUUUGUCUUGGAUGUCAUCAGCAUUUGAUGGAAGAAUCAUGUACGAAGAUAUCAUUACAGCAACAAAUGAUUUUGAUGCCUCAUAUCGCAUUGGAAGAGGGGGAUUUGGAAUAGUCUACAAAGCAGAAUUGCCUUCAGCUGGCAUUGUGGCCGUAAAGAAAUUUCACUCACCAGGUAAUGGGGAGCAUGCAUUCCAAAAAGAGUUCUUGAAUGAGAUAAAGGCAUUAUUGGAGAUAAAGCAUAGAAAUAUUGUGAAACUUCAUGGGUUUUGCUCAAAUGCUCGACACUCUUUUUUGGUCUAUGAAUAUCUUGAAGGGGGCAGCUUGGCCUCACAUUUGAGAAGAGAAGAAACAGCCAAAGAAUUAGAUUGGAGUAAAAGAUUGAAUAUUGUUAAAGGUGUUGCCCGAGCCCUCUGUUACUUGCACCAUGAUUGCUUACCGCCGAUUGUCCACCGAGACAUAUCGAGCAACAAUGUUUUACUGGAUUCUAAGUGCGAAGCUCAUGUAUCAGACUUUGGCACUGCUAAGCUUCUAAAGACUGAUUCCUCCAACUGGUCUAAAAUUGCAGGCACCUAUGGUUAUAUUGCACCAGAGCUUGCUUACAUGAUGAAGGUAACAGAGAAAUGUGAUGUGUAUAGUUUUGGGGUAUUGUCAAUGGAAGUGAUCAAAGGAGAGCAUCCAGGUGACAUCAUUGAGUCUCUAUUGUCUACUCGAGCAGAGGAGAAUAUGGUAGUGAAAGAUGUUUUGGACAUACGCCUUCCACCUCCGUCGCUCGCAGUUAAGUAUGAACUCAAAGUAAUCCUGGAACUUGCAAUUCAAUGCAUGCACUCUAAUCCAAAAAAUAGACCAACCAUGCAUAUGAUUUGCCAACAACUUUUAGCUCGAUUUGGUUUCCAAGAUCCACCCCCACAACUAUGUUUGGAUUAACUAGUAAUUUGAAGGCUAAUAAAUUCAGAUUGGACCAAACUAUGCUAAAAGGAAUUGUUCAUUCCAGACAUUGUAAGGCAUCAAGUAUGAAUAAUAUUGCUUACAUAUCUUUGUAUUGUUCAUUUCCUUCAUAUGUUUGACAUAAGCAUUGCAGCUGAGCAAUAUUAUAUGCAGCCUCUAUUUAUGGGAACCAAAUUAUGAUAAGUAUGUUUAGGCUAAAACAACUGUCUCAUACUUCACUUCCACAUACACCGUGUCUUUGCACAAUCAUGUCCUCUAGAGAUGGUUCUAUGAAUGUCAGUUAGCCAAGGUUGUAGCAGCAGCAAUGACUGCGGUUCCUCUUAAAUCAAAUUCUGAUUCUUUCUACAAGCAAUCCAAUCUGGUUUGUAAAACCUUCAGUAGAAGCCCUUGUUUUUUGAGACAGCAUUUUCCUUCACCAAACACUGGAUGCAAGAAGCAGAAUUCCCUUCUGUUUGCUAUUUUGUCAAGGAAAAAUACAGGACAAAUGUGUUACAAGAUAAUGUACAGAGUAUUCUUGAGUUGUAGUAUAGGCGGGAACCAUUCUUUGAGUGGGAUAGUGUAGUAGCCCUAAUUGUUGUAUAGUACAUGAUAUGGAUUUAAUUGCAAGCGCACAAAUCGCACAAGUAAUAUAAAGAUGAGUAAAUUAUCGUUUCCACUAGGGAUG